Pistacia vera is the source of this 2207-nucleotide messenger RNA. RefSeq names its product protein GRAVITROPIC IN THE LIGHT 1. The record is from RefSeq and is a predicted model, not a curated record. The coding region runs from base 408 to 1820 and encodes 470 amino acids. Gene Ontology annotation, biological process: negative gravitropism; response to red or far red light. The transcript has 3 exons. Lineage: Eukaryota; Viridiplantae; Streptophyta; Magnoliopsida; Sapindales; Anacardiaceae.
UUACACUUCAGUCACUCUCAAUAUCUGCUCAUCCCAUCAAAACACCAACUCUAAAUCUAAACCAUACACUUGUCUCCCUUCCCUCAUCUAUGCCAGUAUAAUCUCCACCAUUUCCGCCUAGUUCACUGAACCGUAUAUAUCAGUUUACCGGUCACCGGAAUUACUUUUACAUACUAAAAUUCUGUAACCCAGUUUUGGUUGUAUUCAAUUUCAGGAAGAAGAAGAGCAACCCGAGAAGUGUGGAAAUAGAAGCUAAAGACUUGACGUUUUGGUACUCUGUUCAGUUCAACAGAGAUCUUCCCCACAACCACAACCACAACCAAUCAAAAUUCACUCUAAAAUCUCAGAACAACUUUCACUCUACCAGAAACGGAGCGUUGAACUUGAAGGUGAAGAAGAAAGGAGAUAUGGCAGCCAAGGUCUCAAAUUUCUCCGAUCUGAUACAGAGAGUGGCAUCUUCUUGCUUGCUUCACCCACUUGCCAAUGCUCGACAAGACGACCAAAACGUUGAAGACGAUGAAGAAGAACAAGACUAUGAGUAUAACUCAGAAGAAGAAGAAGAAGAAGAAAAGAGAGAUGGAGGAGUCGAGAUUGUGAGAGAGAGGGAAGUGGUGAGUGUAGAGAGAGUGAUAGAACUGGAGACGAUAAUGAGCGAGGUGUUUGAGGCGUUUUCUGCUAUGAAGAAAGCGUACGUUAGCUUACAGGAGGCGCAUUGUCCGUGGGACCCGGAGAGGAUGAGGGUAGCUGACGUGGCGAUCGUGGGCGAGAUGAGAAGGGUUGGUGUGUUGAGAGAGAGGUGGUUUAGGAGGAGGAGGAUUGGUGACGGUGGUUGCGGCGGCGGUGGUGGUAGAGGAAUGGUGAGAGAAGUGGUGGCGCCGUACGAGGCGGCAGUGGAGGACUUGAAGAAGGAGGUGAAAGCUAGAGAAGUUGAAGUUGAGAACCUGAAGGAGAAGCUGAAGAAUGUUACUAAUAAUCUUGGCAGUAGCAGAAGGGGGAGGUCUUUCUCCAAGAGGAAAGUCAACUGCAACAGUCAAGCUCCUCAAGUUAUAGCAGCACCAGCACCGGACCUGUUUGAAGCAACAAUUAGCCUUGUGAAAGAUGCAUCAAAAUCUUUCACAUCGCUGCUACUCUCCCUUAUGCGAGCUGCGCAUUGGGACAUUGCUGCUGCUGUGCGUUCCAUUGAAGCUGCCUCUGCCAACAGCCCUGAAACAAUCACCACCAUUACGAGUUCCGUCGUGGCAACCAACCAUGCCAAGUAUGCACUUGAGUCCUACAUUUCACGCAAAAUCUUCCAGGGGUUCGACCAUGAGACUUUCUACAUGGACGGCAGCCUUUCUUCUCUCAUCAAUCCAGACCAGUAUCGUCGCGAUUGCUUCACCCAAUACCGUGACAUGAAGGCCAUGGACCCUGUUGAGCUUCUGGGAAUCUUGCCUACAUGUCAUUUUGGCAAAUUCUGCUCCAAGAAGUAUCUCGCUAUCGUUCAUCCCAAAAUGGAAGAGUCCUUGUUCGGAGACUUGGAGCAGCACCGCCAAGUAUUGGCUGGAAACCACCCAAGGAGUCAGUUCUAUGGUGAGUUCUUGGGACUGGCCAAGGCAAUUUGGUUGCUUCACUUGCUGGCAUUCUCACUUGACCCAGCACCAUGCCAGUUUGAGGCAAGCAGGAGAGCAGAGUUUCAUCCACAGUACAUGGAAAGUGUUGUCAAAUUUUCUGGUGGCAAGCCACCCCCUGGUCAGAUUGUGGGGUUUCCGGUGAGCCCUGGCUUCAAGCUUGGAAAUGGAACAGUAAUUAAGGCUAGAGUUUACCUGGUAUCAAGGACAUGAGGUAUUUCAUAUCGGCUUGUUAUAUGUAGUUCAUGGGUUUUAGGAAGAAAUGGUGCGUUUGGGCUAGUGUUCACAGUUCCAGGUCACCGGUGAUGUUUCCUUAAAUAACAAGAAAGUCCUCCAUAGAGGUUUUAGACUACUACUACAUGUUAUUAGUAUUAAGCCUUUUAGAUGUACUACUACAUGUUAUUAGGUCACUAAUGUUAGACUCUGUAACAUGAACAUGUUCUAUGCUACAUGCUUCAGUGAAAAAAAAGGGUUCAUCCAAUCAGUCUGCCAUGAUGCUACAAUUUUAUUGCAGGAUCUUGAAACUGCAGAUCUUUUGCUAGGGUACUAUGACCUGCAUUCUACAUGUUUCAAUUCUCUGUUUCACAGAAAUAUAAGUUA